AGGCGCCCCCCGGUUUCCGCUUCUCCCCCGUUCCAUCCCAUCCCAUCCGCUUCUCAUCACCGCCAUUCCCUUCCUCAGCCCUCCUUACCGUCUUCCACCCAUCUUCUCUCCUGUUCCUCCUUCCUGCCCUUUAUUACCUACUAUCUCCUUACCGUCAUCCCCUUCCUCUCCUUCCGACCCUUUCUCCUACGCGUCCGCAUCCGUCUUCCAUCCCCCCUAAGGCAAGGCCUUCUUUCUCGAGCUUGUUGCUCACUCCAGUCGUCUCCGCAGCCGGCCGUUGACCCAUCCGAGUCAUACUUCGUACUCAUCUCGGCCGUUACAACUCUCACGACAACGCCACAAUCGACUUCGGCAAGCUUCAAAGACCCGAUUCACUCGCCCAACUCUGUGCUUUUUGAGUCUCAUCGAGAGAAAGAAGGAUCCUUCAUUGCCGCCAUCACUGUCGUACCCAUUGCUCGUCGCGACCUCGUCCUGCCUCCAGAUCGAGUCCAUAGUCCCAGGCGCAAGCAAGCAAGCACACACGCACGCACACACGCAAGCAAGCAAUCGGUUCUCGCCAACGACUCGUGAAAAGACCAUUGGUUCAACCUCAGCAUCUACAAGACAACAAGACGCCGCAGUUGCCCCUUGGUGGCCGGAAUCAUUCGAGCCUCGAGGGCACCGGCAACCUCAACAGUCGGACUCCACUGGGUCGUUGGGGUUCCCCCCCGGCACGACAUUGUUGACGAAGCUGCUUGUGUCCCCCGAUUGUCUCCGUUGUCGCUCUCCACUGGUCGAAUAUUCUUUGUGCCAGGGUGAGCGUAGCUCGGCUCUUGUCGGCCUCGAGUACGACAGGUUGCGAGUGCCGUUGCUCCCCCUGUGGAAUUCCUGCGACGCCGCUACCUACGACGCUACAUCAGAACGCCUUGCUUGAUCUCAACGGCUCCGUCCCACGCCGUCUUUCAACGCCACUACCUGACGAUCCCCUCUCGCUCAGUCAACAACCAACGAUCUCCAUGUCAUCAUAACGAUUUCCUCCUUGUCUAUUCGCCUUUGGAGCCCUCUGGCUCACAGCGCUUCCACGCCACGACGUUUCGUUACCAUUGCAAUUUCCUUUGUUCGCUAUACUCAUCAUUCCAUCAUCAAAUGAGCUGUUGACUUCGCCAUCGUCACCGCCUGCUGUUAGUGUUGUCGGAUGCUUCACUGCCUUGACCUAUCAGAGCUCCUGUACAUUUCAACAACCUGCCUUCACGCGCUACCUACAGCUCCCUGAGUUGCUCUAUUUCUGCUCAUUUUGGGUCACGUACUCCUGUACACACGAUUUCAAAAGUUGCACCGCCCUCGAUCUCGACGGCUGUACUUUUGGCGGCUUGGCCUAAUCAACUUUUCGAGUCUUGUACGACUACCCUCUGUUCUACCUCUUUGCCAACAAGUACCUGUCUUUCUUUCAUCACCUGUCAGCCAUGGAAUGCCUGCGAGACAAGUUUGUCGGCGGCGUCCUUCUGGACGGCCGAUUCCAAACCAUCUCGCCUCUCAACCACGGCUCUUUUGGCAUGGUCUUCAUGGCACAGGAUCUCUUGACGAACCAGCCUGUGGCCAUCAAGUGCCUCACCAAGAAGUCGGCGCCUGGUGACGCCGGUCUUGAUUUCGCCGUCGAUGACAAGUCUGAGGAAUAUGCCCUCCACAGCAGCCUUGGCAAUCACCCAAACAUUGUCAAUCUCAUCCAUUCUUUCGAGACAGACGCUCAUGUCUAUCUUGUCAUGGAAUUCUGCUCGCAGGGAGAUUUGUAUGAGGCUAUUCGCAACGGCCAUGGUCCCCUUCAGACUGAACACGUUCGGCAAUUCAUGCUUCAAUUGGUCGACUCCGUUGACUACAUUCAUUCAAAGGGUGUCUACCAUCGCGACAUCAAGCCGGAGAACAUCUUUCUCACUCAGGAUGGCGCCAUGAAACUCGGCGACUUCGGCCUGGCCACGACGGACAAGUGGUCUUACGAGAUGACAGUUGGCAGUGAUCGUUACAUGGCUCCUGAGCAAUUCGACUCCGCUGGCGCUGGUUACUCGCCCGCAGCGGCUGACAUCUGGGCCAUCGGCAUCUGCCUGCUCAACAUUUUGUUUUCGAGGAACCCGUUUACCACUCCCACCGAGGCCGACCCUCUGUUUCUUGAUUUCUCGCGCGACAAGCAAAGCCUGUUCGACGUCUUCCCAGACAUGUCCCAGGAUACUUACGAGGUCAUUGUUCAAUGCAUGAACCUGGAUCCAAAGCGACGAUCCCUGGUCGGUGCACGAGAGGCGCUUAUGCGUGUUGAGAGUUUCACGACCGAAGAUGAAUCGCUUGACGACUUUUGCGGCGCUGAGAAGGCCACGGUGGUGUCUGCCAACCGUGAGCCCCUCCGCACGCCGUCCAUCCAGAGUCCCCACGUCGAUUCUGGAGCGUUCCCUUGGGCCAAGGCCUUGCAUGCGAGCCCUCAUCAGGCUCGUCAACUCAGCGCCAUUCCUGACGACGAGAGCUACACCGAGGACCUCUUUUCGAAGUCCGGCGAAACUGCGGACUGGUGUUCGGCCAGCAUUCAGACACCGUCUUCGUCAAUGCUCGACUCUCAUCUGGGACUCUCGCUCAAAUCCGUCGCUGUUGGAUCCACCCGCUUUCCGAAAGUCUCACCGACAGCUGGGUCGCUUCCCAUCAGCGUGGCAAAGCCACUCACGGUAUCUAUGUCGACGGUAUUUGGCCGUCGCAAGGAUGCUGUAUCCAAGAGCUGGAGUGACAUGUGGGACGAAGACGAGGAGGAGGAACAUGAACGGGAGAUGCAAGCCCGCCAGGCGCUCAACGGGAGGACCUGGAGCCACGAGAGCAGUGGCACUGAGAAGAAGGAAGAAGAUAAGUCGGAAGGCGAGGCUACACCUCACAUCAUCAAAGGCGACGUCGAUGAGGAUCUCGUUGCAGAUGGUUUCUUCUUCCACGACUCAGACGCUGUCAAGAAAGCGACACCUCCUACCCCACGCUAUUCGCCACCGUCGAAGCGAUUCAAUUUUGACAAGUGGGCAGCGCUCGGUGAGCGUCGCAGGGGUCAGGGGUUCAAGCCACUCGCAGAAAAGUCGCCGAUUCUGAAGGCUGGACGUCAAAUUGGUCUUGGAUACAAAUCUUAUGAAGCGGGCGUUUUGGAUCAUUCUUAUCACAACAUCAACAACACAAACAAAUCUUGGGGCAGAGAACGAGUCAAGGAAUGCCCACGAAACAAAGGGAGAGAUUGGAACUGGCGCCGGGACCGGCGCUCCGAUCUCGGGGACAUUGAGUGGGUUGGUGGGUGGUAGAGAGUUGAGUCUCUCUCGUACACCUUUCCAAUCGUGGUUGAGGCCGUGUCGAGGCUUCGAUGAGCAGUGGCAGCACUCACGGCGAGACUGGUCAACACGUCUGCCUGCAUCGCCUUUUCGAUGGUGCCGCAGAUGAAAUCUAUUCGAACCGUCUUGGCUUGGCCGCCUGGUGUUGGUCGCUGUUGUGCAUCGGGGCAUGGUUUUGAGCCUCAACUCGCUUUCUGCGUAUUAGAUAUUGUCAGAGAUAGGUCACACAAUACCAGAAGUUACCCACUCAAAAUAUCUUCUUUGUGGCCAAUGACGUGAUAUAGACCAGAGAUCGGUUGGACUGAUGAGGUGCACAGAUACUUAUCCCGUUGCGUGUCGCCGGAAACAUGACUUUUGCGUGAUACGACGGGAUCCUGGAUUUCAGGCGUAGCCGACCUCAAGUUGUACAUCGGAGGGCACAUUCUACGUCGCAAACAGCUGGCGCACUGAUCAGGUCUUCAUGUUUUAUUUCGGCACGGAAGCGAGGCGGAACAAAGCGUUGCACUUAUUUACUCAUAUGAGCACCUUAGAACGAGAGCUAGCCCUCCACAAGAAUGCACUCCCGUACGGUAGAUGUUAAAUUGGCUCAAUAUGAGCCGUACAUAAGCGCGCAGCGCAGAUGACGGAGUUCGACACGAGGGCGUCCGUGCUCUGCGGCCACCGGGUCGGGGAGACAAGCGCGAGCAAGCUACGCGCCGACAAGGUGCUUGGGGAGAAAGGUCCAGACGGUGCCAACCAAGCCCAUGAGGGAGAAAACGGCGAGGAGGGCCCAGGAGGCGAGGCGCUCGCGCAGAGGUAUGCUGUGCCAGAAGAGCUUGAGGUAGAACGAUAUGGGGAGAAUGACCGAGAUGAGAGAGCAGAGGGCGGCGCCGAGGAAGGCGCAGACCGAGUCGAAGGCCGGAAAGAGGAUAGAUAUGACUAGCAGGACGAAGACGACGCAGAGGCGGACAAGAACGCGGAGAGAGGUGGUGAGCACGUGUGAUCGGCGGGUCGUAGCGGACUGGGCAUGGUGGUGGUGGUGGUGGGUGGCGUGUAUACCGCAUAUGAC
Messenger RNA from Purpureocillium takamizusanense, 4362 nucleotides. RefSeq names its product cAMP-dependent protein kinase catalytic subunit. Gene Ontology annotation, cellular component: cytoplasm. Lineage: Eukaryota; Fungi; Ascomycota; Sordariomycetes; Hypocreales; Ophiocordycipitaceae. The record is from RefSeq and is a predicted model, not a curated record. Gene Ontology annotation, molecular function: protein serine/threonine kinase activity; ATP binding. Gene Ontology annotation, biological process: autophagy; peptidyl-serine phosphorylation. Bases 1443 to 3287 code for a protein of 614 amino acids. The transcript has a single exon.